GAUGGAUAACGCUCCGCCGCUGGAAGCGGAGCUGGACCACCACCGGCUCCUCAACGCCUCCCUGAAUGAGUCCUUCUCAAACCAGUUCGUGCAGCCCCCGUGGCAGGUGGCCCUGUGGGCCGUCGCCUACGCCCUCAUCGUGGUGGUGUCGGUGGUGGGGAACGUGGUGGUGAUGUGGAUCAUCCUGGCUCACAAGAGGAUGCGCACCGUCACCAACUACUUCUUGGUGAACCUGGCUUUCGCCGAAGCCUCCAUGUCCGCCUUCAACACGGUGGUGAACUUCACCUACGCCAUCCACAACGAGUGGUACUACGGGCUGCUCUACUGCAAGUUUCACAACUUCUUCCCCAUCGCCGCCGUCUUCGCCAGCAUCUACUCCAUGACGGCCAUCGCCCUGGACAGGUUUGGCUGCAGCACCUUUCCUGGGAGAUCGAACCUACGUGGAGAGGAGAAGACAACCUGGAGGUACCCAUGGUACAUGGCUAUCAUCCAUCCGCUGCAACCCCGGCUCUCGGCCACGGCCACCAAGGUGGUCAUUGGCGUCAUCUGGCUCCUGGCAUUCCUGCUGGCUUUCCCCCAGGGUUACUACGCGGUGAUGGAGGAGCUGCCGGGCCGCCUGGUGUGUCUGGUGGAAUGGCCGGAGCACAGCAGCGACAUGUAUGGAAAAACGUAUCACUUCUGCAUGACCAUCCUGAUCUACUUCUUGCCACUUCUGGUGAUAGGAUGCGCCUACACUGUGGUCGGCAUCACCCUCUGGGCGAGCGAGAUACCCGGCGACUCCUCCGAUCGCUACCACGAGCAGGUCUCAGCUAAGCGGAAGGUAGUGAAGAUGAUGAUCAUUGUGGUAUGCACAUUCGCGCUGUGCUGGCUGCCCUACCACAUCUACUUCACCCUGCAGUAUUUCAACUGGGAGUGGUACCUGCAGAAGUCCAUCCAGCAGGUCUACCUGGCUAUCAUGUGGCUGGCCAUGAGCUCCACCAUGUACAACCCCAUCAUCUACUGCUGUCUCAAUGACAGGUUUCGCGUGGGGUUCAAACAUGCCUUUCGGUGGUGCCCAUUCGUCAGCGCCGGUGAGUAUGAGGGCCUGGAAAUGAAGUCAGCCAGGUACCUGCAGACCCAGAGCAGCAUGUACAAGGUCAGCCGGAUAGAGACCACCGUGUCCUCGGCGGUUGGCACAGCCGAGGAGGAGCUGGAGGAGAGCAGCAAGGCCAAGCGUCUCUCUGUAGACAUGACCUCCAACGGCUCUUCCCGCAGCGACUCCAAAACAGUCUCCGAAAGCUUCAGCUUCUACUCCAACACGCUCACCUAAGCAGCUCCCUGGCCGCUCACAAGGGCGCCACCAUCCCCUUUCCCUCACUGGGAUGCCCCAGCGCUCAAUCCACCCAGCGUCAUCACCCCGGUUCGUGAUGUGCCGGCUUUUUUCUGUGCUGUUUUACCGUCUCUUGCUGUGACGCUCGCUCGCCAUCCUUGGGUGAGCCCGAGAGCAAAAGCUUUGGAUUAGUUUCAUAUGCUCCACCAUGGCUCAUGUCCGAACACAAGAGAGGUUUGGCUGGUCUCCACCUUGCUCACUGCCUGUCCAACCCACCAUGUACCAGGCAGGUGGAUAGGAUGCAGAAAUGGGACAGAGCUGGGUUUUUCUCCUGAACAAUAAGUACAACACUGGCAGGCGCUUCCCUGCUCUCUGCAAGGCAGCAGGGAUCUCCUAGUGCAUCCCACCCCACAAGAAAAUGAACCAGUCUUGCACUUUCCUCCUUCCACCUUUAAUUUCAUUCUCGCUGUCACUCCCAGUAGAAUAUCCAGAGGGGUAUUCAAUUCAAAAAUCCAGCAAAAAAAGGCUGUUUUCAACUUCAGGAGCCUGUAACAUCCAUGGGGCACCACCAGCCACUCGGCACUUCAACUCAGAUCCAGGCAUUUCUCUGCAGUCUCCAGUCAUCUCCGGCACCCGCAUCCCUCUGCACGAUGGUCUUUUGUUGCCACUCCACAACAUAGCUCACCAAAACAGGGCUCUCAAAAAGGAUUUCUGAACUGAGACAGACUUUGGUUGCUGUUAAUCAACCAUAUGUGCCAAAAGUAAUCACUGUGAUUUCCUAAAAGGCCCGAGGUGACGGCUCUUGGUUAGAUUUGGGAAGCCUGUGGAGGUCUGGAGAAGAAGUGACUGACCGUACUGAAACGUUUUUCACAACCUGGAAAUGUCUAGAGCUGCACAGAAAGGGGCAUGGUAGGUUUCUGUCAGAAAAACAAAGUUUUGCCAGUAUACAAGGUUUGAAGGGAGACAAGAAUUUUGCAGGCUUUUUUUUUUUUUUCCGCUCAGAGGAGGGUUGAAAUGAUUCACUUCCGCUUUCUGGAUUUUGUUUUAAUCAGGGAAACUUUUUUCCUUUUCAUCCCCCUGUCUUUUGCAUAAAACAUUAAGUUUAUGAUGUGUACCUGAAUAUAUCUAAUAUUUUAGUCUUGUUAUGAUGGACAAUUUUCACUGGGGCUGUUCAUACCAAGGGCUCCUUUGGUCAACAAACGUAUGAACAUAUAUUCAAAGGGGGGAAAAAAAAGGUAAAUAAAAUGAGAAGUGGGCAAACUUGGCUUGUUGGAAAAAAAGCCACAAGUUUGGAGGCAUUUCGGGGGCGGUUGUAUCGACUGCUCCUUGCUGCUGGUCCAGUCUCUUACUUUUGGUGUAGAAAUCAGACUCCUAAAACGGAUUCACUGCAAGACAGAAACGCUGGAGAGAUGCACGGCAGAUUUGCACAGGGCAAGGAAACGGCUCAUUCAUUUUAACGCAGCCGCACAUCAGGCCCUGCUGAGCACACAGCAAUUUCUGGAAGUAAAGCAGAGAUGACUUUUGGAGCUUUUCAACUCUUCAGCCUCCAAACUGGCUGUUGGAAGAUCCAGUCAUCAAUAAAUCCCCAGCCACGAUGGUUCUCAGAGAUAAACACACACACAUCUCAGCAAUGACUCCAGCAGCUAUUAAAUGAAUGGGCAAAUAGAUGGAUCCAAGAGCAACAAAAUGGCUGCAAAACCAGACUGACAAAAAUUAUCAUCUUCGUUUUUACCCAAAAUCCUGCCAAGUGCCAUCAGGGAGGAGCAGAUCUUCCAGCCACUUUCGUGCUCUUCCCGACUGCCGUGACUACGCAACAUACGAAAUGCCACGAGCUUCACACACACGCUGGAAUACGCUAUUUUUUUUCCUGCUUAAACUUCCACUUCUCACCGUUCUUGUCGCCUUAAAACAUAUUCCCUUGCCGCUGCCUCCCGCAACCCUGCGGUGUGGAGAAGGGGGAGUGGCACAAGCCUGCCUGGGGAUUGGGUUU
Chroicocephalus ridibundus (black-headed gull) is the source of this 3299-nucleotide messenger RNA. It is a transcript of the gene TACR1, whose product is annotated as tachykinin receptor 1. The transcript has 6 exons. Bases 2 to 1309 code for a protein of 435 amino acids. Gene Ontology annotation, cellular component: sperm midpiece; plasma membrane. Gene Ontology annotation, biological process: positive regulation of flagellated sperm motility; G protein-coupled receptor signaling pathway. Gene Ontology annotation, molecular function: substance P receptor activity. Lineage: Eukaryota; Metazoa; Chordata; Aves; Charadriiformes; Laridae. The record is from RefSeq and is a predicted model, not a curated record.